Angiostrongylus costaricensis is the source of this 879-nucleotide messenger RNA. NCBI's taxonomy places the organism in Eukaryota, Metazoa, Nematoda, Chromadorea, Rhabditida, Metastrongylidae. The record is from the annotation of a GenBank genome assembly.
AUGUCGGAAGGACAUGAGGUAUCACCAUCGAAUCAGUCUGGUGGUCCUACACAUCUAAUCGCGGCGUUGAGUUCAAGAGGCGUUGCUCCACAGCAGUCGCAACAAAUUCAGCAGGGUGGAGGCGGUCCUAUUCGUGUUCAGCUUCAACAACAAGGCCGAGCACCACAUAUCGUGCCGUAUCCACAGGGUGGUUCACAACCGACGCAACAGAUACGUACUGUGCAGCAGGUCUUUCAGCACUCGCCUGGUGUGCCGCAACAGCGUAUUGUUCAGCAAAUUGCGCAGAGACCCAUCUCACAACCAGUUAUGCGAGUGAGCAGCAACCCACAAACUACGAUGCAGAUUGUACAUGCGAAUCCACCGCAACAGCCACAGCCAAUUCAUUCUUCCUCGGCGCCAAACAUAGGUUCGCGACCACCAACUGCACAGGUGGCAUCCACUCGUCCACCGGUGGCUGCUCUGCCUGGUGGUCAACCGCCUCCGCCAGGGACCAAUGUGCAGCAAAUGCUGGCGCCACCGAGCUCUAACGGUUCUGUAAUGGAUCGCACUCGAAUUGACGAAUUAGUGAGGCAGAUUAGCAGCAACACAGUUAUUGACGACGUUGUGAAGGAUAUUCUUUGCGAUUACAUAGAUGAGUAUGUGAACGAGUUGGUCCACCAUGUAUGCCGGCUGGUGAAGCAUCGUGGCAAUCACCGUAUCGAAGCUCGCGACGUUGAAUUCGUGCUCGAUGUAGUGUACAAAAUGCCCUCUGUCCCACGAGCGGCCGUGCAUGUGUUCGGAGCGCCGGCUGCGAUCCGGCCGGACCGUAUUACCCCGCAGCCUACAGAGGCCCAUAAACAACGCAUGCUGUUAAUCAAGAAAGUUCUGAAGAAGCCGUGA